AUGGUGAAAAAAGGCCAAAUCGUCCCUACUACCGGCUCUGUGGUACUUAUGCGAGGCAAGGUUUUCAAAGCCAAACGAUCAAUCAAGUCGAAGCUGGUCCCGGCUCUCCCGUCUCCCAUCAAGUCCAAACCAUCGCGAACUUCCAAAGUGGGCGCUAAAGAUGGGAGGAACCUCUUCGGACAUGACCACUCCGGGCUUGAAGUCACCAUCCGAAAUGAACAUUUGGGAAGCUCUACAAAACGAUCUACCAAUACGCCCAACGACUAUAUGCAAGACUGGUUGCCGAAACAAGGCCUUUAUCUAAACGAGCUCCUUCGUCGCGAGGCUCCACCUUCACCUCUUACCUGCUCCAAUUGCGGCGGAUGCGAUUCCGCGCAGUGGUGGCGAUGUAAAGGAUGCUGUGGAACUCCCGUAUACUGCCAGACCUGCUGCGCCUCAGUCCACCAGAUCGAUCCUUUCCACCGCGUAGAAGUGCUCAGCGAAUCCUUCUUCAAGCCUUCCUGGCUAUGGAUUAGUGGAGUUACAGUCAGCCUUUGCGAGACUAGGACCUGCCAGCCGGUCGAUGUAUCAGACGAGUCAAGUGAGGAUUCAGCUUAUGAUGAGGACGAGGAGCCGAAGGACGUUCUGGAUACAACAGCAGUCGACCUUGGAUACCAGGCCAAACCGCCAACCAGGCUCUUCCGUGGCUGUAAGGUCCUCCUGGCAGUUCAUACCAACGGUGUACAUCACCUUCCUUUCCUUUUCUGCUCUUGUCCCAACGCCCCCCAACCCGAAAUCCAGUUGCUUCGCAAUGGAUUCUACCCUUCGACUUCAAAGGCUGUACGAACUAUCUUCACAUUCCAACUGCUCGACGACUUCUUGCUACAGACGGUAGAAUGCUUCACGUCCGCGCACCACUAUUACUCCAGGAUCCGAAGGCUCACAAACGAACCAUUCCCUAAUUCUGUUCCUGAUCGCACCCGUGAGCUUCGCAGGGUUAGUCGUCAGUGGAGAAAAUUAAAGGAGCUCAAGCGCUCUGGGUUUGGACAUCGUGAUGACCCUCCAGGCGACGGUCAAUUGGCACUCUUCUGUGCAGCUUGUCCGCAACCAGGUAUCAACUUGCCGGCCAAUUGGGAAAACGACGACGAGCAAUGGAAGUACACCCGUAGCUACGUCGCUGACGGGAAUUUUACCUGUGUUCAUCGGAAAGGCCGACAAGACGAUGACUCGUUGGUCUACUUGAAAAAUGGUGAAGGAUACAUGACCAAUCGUCAUACGUACGCCAAACACUUGGAAACCACCACCGAGGCAAAAGAGCCUGCUACGUGCCAUGAACAUCGUGCUGUAGCUGACAAGUCCAAACUUCACAAAGGUUGCGACGUAACGGGUGUUGGUGCCAUUGCAUGCAUGCGCCAUGGUGCUUUUGCCCCGGGCAGCGUUGUCGAUUUCCAAAAGGGCGAAAGACAGGUCAACAUGGACUUCGCCUUCUCCCAGGCGCUAAAACUCACUCAUACCGAGAACAUAAGAAGGGUGAUUCUGGCAUAUGAUAUUAAUUGUCAAUACUCGAGGCGUUUCUUCGAACGUUUCCGAGCAUCUGACACACUGGAUCUCCCCGAAGAUGUCACAUUCCUCUUUGCCAUUGGCUUAUUCCAUGUCCAUGGUCACCAAGAGUCCUGCAAUUACAGGUACUCGCUCACCUUCAUGGAAGGGGCUGGUAUGGCCGCUGGAGAGAUCCUUGAGUCGCUCUGGGCAGUGGUUAAUGAGCUCGCAAGAAGCACAUCGACGAUGACAUUAGCCCAACGGAUGGAGGUGUUAGACGCCUUACUGGCAGACAUUAACUGGAAGAAACUCGUUAACAUUGUUCCUCGGAUCUGUAAAGGCUGGAAGAACGCUCGCCUCGAAUUCAUGAGGGCGAGCGAAGACUUCGAACUAUUGAACGAAACCGCCUCGCCCUUGCAGGUAUCCCGAUGGACCGCACAACUGGAACGUGCAAACCGUGAUCGAGUCAAGGACGUCCGAGCAAUGGAUAUUCUCGAGGGCCGUUUCCCAAAGCCGCCAUCCCUGGCCAAAACGCAAAGCGAGCUUAUGGAAUCGGAACAACAGACUGACAGAGGCGUUGGGGUAACUUCAUGGCUCGCGUUGGGCGUGAAAAUUCAAGAGGCUCAGUUAUCACUCAAAGCUUUCGUACGAGGUCUUCCUAAGGAAAAGACAGACCUACAAGUUCUCGCAGUUACCAAACGUCGCGAGCAGAUUGUGUUGGACAUCAACUCGUUCUACGAAAUGGCGGGAAAUCUCUUCCCUGAACUCGACUUCGAAUCGCUCAAAUUUGAGUCCCCUCCUCAAGAGGCGGUUGUUCUGGAUGACGACGAGGACGAGGGCGUUUCUUCCGAGGACAAUCCAUUCUCUUUGACUCAGAACGACAUUGAGGACGUUCGCCUUCCACUUCCUUCGUCGUUCCCGGACGAUCCUUCGCCUUCUCUCCAGCGUGCUCGUGAAAAGGAGUUAAGGCUACGCAUUGCGCAGGCCGAAGAGUCCUUGGAGAAUAUCAGAGCCGAGAUUGGGCACAAGUCAUUCCUAUACCGUUCCAACAUUCGCCUAGCAGACGGGAAGAAGCAAAAGACUCGAGGCUAUGCCGCCGUGAAGGGUGUCGACAAGCAACUUCGGGUACAGAUCCGGAUUUAUAACCUCGCCCGUUGGGCCAUUCAGCGCUUAGGGGCAGACGCUGAUGUUCUCCUACGAUACAGACCCGUCAAGAAGGAGGACACUCGUGCAAUAACGGCGGUCUACAACCCGAACGCCCGAGGGGAAAGGAACAAACCGAUGUCAUGGAUCUGGAAUCUCAAUAUCCAGGGCGACUCUGAUAAUUCGGCCUAUUUGAAUGAGUUAUAUAGAGUUAAUUGGCUGAGAGCCAAGUCAAGGGCAAAUAGGUGGGAGGAGGAAUAUAAACUGCUGAGGGCGGAGAUGGAUUGGGUUACAAACUUUUUCACUUACAAGGAGGAAGAGUGUCGAGGUUGGGCUGAUGCGCAGAGGGAAUCGCCAGGCCAUGUUGCCUACGCAAGACGUCAGGAAGAAAUGUGGAGGCUCAUGCGACUGAACGCCGAAUAUACCUUCAAGAACACCUUGGCCAGCACUUUAAAGGUCGACUAG
Molecule: messenger RNA, 3126 nt
Organism: Coprinopsis cinerea okayama7#130
Lineage: Eukaryota; Fungi; Basidiomycota; Agaricomycetes; Agaricales; Psathyrellaceae
Exons: 9
Coding region: 1-3126 (1041 amino acids)
Source: RefSeq, a predicted model, not a curated record